AAAUCUUGUUCUGGUUUUUCUUGGAGUGAGGUCUGUGCCUGCCGACGCGCCUCUCCUGCGCAGCCCCCUCAAGAAGAGCAGUUUUUUUCCUUUACAAAAAGAAAAAAGAAAAGAAACCUUGGAUUUUUUUUUUCUGAAAAGGAGACGGAUCUGCAUAAUACCAGUGAAGUGGAUAAAAGCGCACGGCUGGGUUCUUUUUGCGUUUUCUCCUCUGGUGUGUGAAUGAAGCAGCUCUAUGGGGGAGCAGACUCUGCUCCGGGGGUCGACUGUCAGCGUGACUUUGACUAAACACGUUUUGCUUUAACUUUUUAUUGUUAUUAUUUCUCCACAAUCUGCUGAGCUCCUCUCACUCUGCUACUCUUGCGCUGCACGGUUCGUUUUUCUCAGAACCAAGAGACUUUUUUUCUCCCCUGCUCUUUCAGGGAAAUUGCCUAAACUUUCUACGUUAAAAAAAUAAAUACCAAGAUCGGAUUGCAUUUUUCCCUUGAAACAUUUUGGAGGUGAUGUCAUCGUGCUGUGUUUUGGCAGGUAUUUUGUGCGGAGAGGGCGCAGCGAGGACUGCUGCAGCCAGGAACUAGACGCAGCCGCUUCGGGGGAGCGGGGGAGUCCGGAAAAUCAGGUGCAAGGUGCGGCGUGUCAUUUCCUCGCCGUGUCGCGGGUGGCUGAGUCUGCCACCCAGUCGCAGCUGUUCCCAUCAUCUCCAGUCACCCCUCCCUCCCACUCUCCCCCGUCAUCAUCCCCUCCUGUUACAAAAUCAGCUCCUGAGCUGGACCGCUUCUGGACUUUAUCACCCGCUCUCUCGAACACUGUUGGCCGGUGUCACCUGAGCCGCUGCCCUGUCGAGUGGAGGCGCAGACAUGAACGAGGUCGUCUCGCGUCCUGCGCCCGCAAAGCCCCCAUCUCCAGCUCGCGGUUUGAUCCAUCAGCUAUUAGUUCUCCUACAGGGGCUCCUAACCACGCGCUGCUGGAACUAAACCUGUACUUCUUCGCCGGAACACAUCCUAUUUUAUCAUCCCAGAGUUUGUAAUCCAUCUGGAGCCACGACUGUUGCGCUGGAACGUUGCGCACUGGAUUACGCACACGCCGCAUCUGUUUGGUGGGGUUACGCAUCACCCUGGGGGUCAGAAAGGUCGAUUGGUAUUGGCCAUCAGUGAAGCGUGAACGCGCCUUCACCUGUUCCUCUCCCUCUCGGGCGCGCGCACCGCCAGCGUUUGGAGUCUGUGCUCCCCUCCGCCCACCCAUCUGUCCCUCCAGCUGUUAAAGGUUGCCCGGCGGUCAGAGUGGCACAGUCACAGCCCCUUACAGCACAUUCACCCACAACGGGAAGCUUGCGGGGACACGCCGAUGCCAACAGGAGUGACCUCUGACUCUUUGGCAGCGGACUGCAUCCAUCAGAUUCACCACUCAGAGCGGGACUCUCCGGACUGGCUCACACCGAGCGAGGAGACUGUCUCUGGGACAAGCUCCAUAGUGGAGUGGGGAAGCAAUGUGGCCCCUUCUUUCCACGUUGACCGUCUUAUGUAUCCAGAUGUUGCUGGUGAUGUGCAAUCCAUUGCAGCAGGUACUUGGCGUAGAUGGAGUCAACUUCAGCGUGCAUGUGGAGAACCAGACACAGGUGCGAGACACCAUGAGUCGGAGACACCACCGGGUCUACCAGCUCUACAGCCGCACCAGCGGCAAGCACGUCCAGGUGUUGGGACGCAGGAUCAGUGCCAGAGGAGAGGAUGGGGACAAAUAUGCCCAGCUCGUAGUGGAGGCAGAUACCUUCGGUAGCCAGGUGAGAAUCCGAGGCAAAGAGACCAACUUCUACCUGUGCAUGAACCGCCGGGGCAAGCUGGUGGGAAAGAAGGCCAGUAACCGAAGCGCUGACUGCGUCUUUGUGGAAAUGGUCUUGGAAAACCACUACACAGCUCUGAUGUCAGCACGCUACGCUGGCUGGUAUGUCGGCUUCACAAAACGAGGGCGUCCUCGCCGCGGCCCCCACACGCUGCCCAACCAGCAGGAUGUGCACUUCAUGAAGCGGUUCCCACCUGGGGAACAGCCGGACCUCACCACGCCCUUCCGCUUCACCACCGUCAGCAAGCGGGUCAAGAGGGUGCGUGCUACUGGGACCCGCUAGCUGUGGCUAUCGCUAGCACCCACUGUCUUGUUCAAACCAAAGCCCACAACCUGAGCCUGCCAAUGGCUAACCCAGUCUUCUCUUCUGUCGCACACGGCUGAACUUCUCCCUUUGAUGGGACACAUAUUGACCAGUAAAGUGAUGAAUGAUUCAUGGGGUUUAACUCUAUGUGCUCUAAUUUGCCACUACAAGCCCCAAGUUAGUGAUCAUUCCUUUGUUCUUUUACUGGACCAACUGGACUAUAACUGGACGCAUGCUGGGAGCCGUUUGGACCUGCUCCGAUUCCCUUAACGAGGCCAGAAAUGGCUCAAAGGCCAGGUGCAGCAAAGGUAUUGAUUCCACUGGUCCGGAAAACACAAGGCCUUCAUAUCUUCUGUUUUGAGACAGUGGGACAGUGUCAAUCACAGGAUCUCAGCUGGACUACACAGAGAGAACAUGGAUGGAAGACCAGGAACAAGAGAGUGGGUGCUCAGCUCGAGGAUGAAGGGAAAGCUGGGCAGAUGCAGAAGGUGGUCUGCUCAGAUCCACCAGACUCCAACAAUGGACUCUUGAUGUUUGACGCACUUAAUUGUCUCACUGCUUAAAAGGUGGGAACACGUGAGACCUUUGGAUGAAGGACGACGAUGAAAGGAUGAAUGAGGGAACAUUAGAGUGAAUGUCAAAGAAUAAAUACAUGUUCCAAGGCGGAGGACAAAAAAAAAGUAUGUGUGUGUGUUUGAGUGUGUGAAGCAAAAUCACCAGGGGCUCUGGAAACGGUUCGCGCAGUCCAAGCGUAAAAUCAUGACAACUCACCACAGGGACCGAAGCUUUAAAGAACUGGAAUGUACAAAAUGAAACAAGCUGCACCAAAACCAGCCAGCCAAUCAGCGCAAACCAAACCAACGGUGACCAAAGACAACCGAAGACCUUUCUGAUUCCUCCUCAUUCCCUUUCUCCCCUGAGGACAGUGCAUGCAGGGCUGAGCCCAGAGGGGAGGUUGCCUUCUCUAACUGCAUCGCCAUAGAAACGACCCAGGGGGGAUGAUGAUGCUUCUGUGCUAUAACAUGGAUACGGAGUGCUGCUACCAGGACUUACAGUGGAAUGAUCCAAAGUCUCAUCCAUACACACAGGAGGAAAAA
This is a messenger RNA of Nothobranchius furzeri (turquoise killifish), 3237 nucleotides long. RefSeq names its product fibroblast growth factor 18a (gene fgf18a). Gene Ontology annotation, biological process: regulation of cell migration; cell differentiation; fibroblast growth factor receptor signaling pathway. Gene Ontology annotation, cellular component: cytoplasm. Gene Ontology annotation, molecular function: growth factor activity; fibroblast growth factor receptor binding. Lineage: Eukaryota; Metazoa; Chordata; Actinopteri; Cyprinodontiformes; Nothobranchiidae. The record is from RefSeq and is a predicted model, not a curated record.